Molecule: messenger RNA, 529 nt
Organism: Cydia amplana
Lineage: Eukaryota; Metazoa; Arthropoda; Insecta; Lepidoptera; Tortricidae
Exons: 5
Coding region: 14-430 (138 amino acids)
Source: RefSeq, a predicted model, not a curated record
UAAAAAGAACAAAAUGAAAAGUGUUGUGGCGCUUUUCCUUGUUCUUUCAACAGUUUACGCAAGAUCUUUGCUCGGCAACCAGCUGGCCAAGAACCAUCAUACAUAUGGAUACGGACACGGACUGAAACGCUGCGUCAACAUGUGGGACGAAGGUUGCAUCAACGGGCAACUUGGCGGUUCAGGCAGCGACGAUUACUACCUUGGAGGUAGCUUCAACCCCGGCAAGCGGUGCGUCAACAUGUGGGACGAAGGCUGCAUCAACGACCAGCUCGGCGGAUCAGGCAAGGACGAUUACUACCUUGCUGGAAGCUUCAACCCCGGCAAGCGGUGCGUCAACAUGUGGGACGAAGGCUGUAUCAACGGCCAGCUCGGCGGAUCAGGUGGCGAUGAUUAUUACCUGAACGGUGGAUUCACUCCGGGACGCGUGUAAUCCGAAACUCGUCCGUGUUUAUUUCAAGUUCCCAACCAUCUUCCAUGCAGCUUUAAGUUUGCUGAUUUGCGGUGUUUAGUAUGUUGUGUUGUAUUUAUU